Messenger RNA from Toxoplasma gondii ME49, 2099 nucleotides. RefSeq lists its product as hypothetical. Bases 643 to 1917 code for a protein of 424 amino acids. The record is from RefSeq and is a predicted model, not a curated record. NCBI's taxonomy places the organism in Eukaryota, Apicomplexa, Conoidasida, Eucoccidiorida, Sarcocystidae. The transcript has a single exon.
GUACGAGAUUAUGCCGGAAUUUAUGACGGUGGCAGCACUGACAUGAGAUGGACUGCUGAGUUGGGAAGCGACCGGCGUGUGCAAAUGCGGGUUAAACUUUGUGUGUUUAUGACCAGGCCGACAAUUACGCUGAGCUGACCGCAAACGCAGUAAUGUGUCGUUUCCAAUAGGUGUUGCCAAUUGACCGUUUCAAGAACUCUUUUACAGACUUCUGGUGAAUGCGCUGAUCCCAGUCUUCGCUUGUGUCCUGUGCUCGACCCUGUAGUUCUGUCACUCAUCGGUGACACCCCAAGCAAAUGGCUUUGCUCGAGAGGCCUUUCAACUGUGUUGAGACCACGUGUCGAACUUCUACUUAGCAAUUCAGAGGAGCAAUAAAUUGCCUCGGAGGCCAAUAAGCAAAGGUGUGAGGUUCUGUGGUGCCGAACUCGCGACUUCUGCGGCAAUUGCAAAGCCGGCUGAGCUAGAGGGUACUGAAAAAUUCGUGCAUGGUGGGGAUCUUAAAAAACAACAGGGCAUGAAUUAAAUGUACCUCCGUACAGUAUUCAAGGAACCUGAGACAAGCUAUCACCUUCUGUCUACGCUGUCGGGCGCGAAGUGCUACUUGAAACAGUAAUAAACUCUAGUUCUGUUUAUCGGCCUAAAAUGGCGAUUCGACACUUCGUGAGGGCGUCUGUGCCGUCCUCUACGAAAAGUAUAUCGGUGAGAUUCAUGCAUUCGGCACCGGAGUGCGUCCGGGUGCCAUCUCUCUCGUCUACUUCUCCAGUUUUUUCGGAAGACCCUGGGACUUGGGAGGGGCAGCGGGAAAAGCCUGAAUUCGUUGCUGGUUUGGGGGAGGGCGCCGCAGAGUGGCGGGCCAGGUUUCCUUGUUGUGGAACUAGUCGCAGAGAACACUCUGGGGUAGACAAGGCGAUGGAUUAUGAAAGUCAUAACUGGAAGGCUAUCUGGGAUAAACAUGCAAGUCGAAGGGGUUCUGACAUUGCAGAGCGGCGGACCUCGUCGCAUUAUUCCUCAAACGGCCACACGUGUGGUCCUAGUUUUUUCUUUCGAGAAUUUUCUUGGACCUCAGCAAGAGCACGCCAGGACUGGCACAAUUGGCAUUGCGAGAGAGAGGGACUAGGGUUACAAGCGCUUGCAGUCCGCAGUCAAUACACAGAGAGCCUUGUCGAACCGUGUGACGCCAUUCGAAAACUCUGUUGGUGGGGGGGUGGACGUUGCUCAGAGAAUCCGGAUUUUCAGGGGAAGGAUGCAGCUGUGUGCCACAAUUGGCAAACUUCUGAAGAGGCGGAUCGCCUAACAACGACGAGCAUGCUGAAGGGAGCUUUUCUCAGCAGCUCGUCAGCUUCUGCGGAGACGGUGUUUCACUCCCGGAACCUCCCGCUACGCAAAAACAGAGAAGAAUCACUCGAGGACCCAAGAAUUACUCUAGUGCCAUCAUCUGUGCCGCAGCGAUCCAGAUGUUCUGCAACGACAUCUGAGUCUUGGGGGUUCUUGGGGUCAGCGAUGCUGCCAUACGGAAUUUUUCGGCCGCGUCCGGGCUUCCGUGACGAGACGGUAUCAUUGCCUGUUGUCAAAAUUGAGCACCCUGAGCAACAAUCAGGGCCUUUUAAACAGCCCAAUGGAGCUGAGCCGGCUACGGAUGUUACAGGAACACCUGAUGAGUCGGUUCGUCCAGAGUACCGCUGCAAUAAAGUCCGGACCGAUAAGAAGGAACGGAAGCGUGCAUUUCCCCAGAGAGGCUUCUGGAAAAAACAGAACUUUCUUCAAGUCAAAAACAACACCGUGCGCCUCGCGUUCGCCGUCCAGGGCGUCGACUUGCUCAAACUGAAACGCCUGCGAUGGGGAGAGGUGCGGAAAGGGAAUACGGGUUGGUGGACGGACGACUACAGGAGUCCAAAAGUGUCGGGUCCGUCGAAAUGAGGUUUCCAAACUUGCAACUUCGCGAGUUGUGUCCCGUGUGGACGUAAGGAACAAUACAAUGAAUGCAAUACUUUGAAUCGGAGUGCACCACCUGUAGCGACUCAUGGCUCAAGCUUGAUUUCAACAGUCUAUAACGUAUGAGGAAAGGACAGAGUGCUUCCUCUGUCUCUGUUAAAAAAUGC